AAAUUGGUCCGUUCCGGCCACCCCGCGCUUCCCCUUCCCGCAUUCUUCGCCUCUGGCCUCUGCUCGCGCUCCCGUUUUCGCCGCGCACGAGCACCACGAGCGCGCUCGAGCCUCGAACAAAUUCCAGCACCCUGGCUCGGGCCAACCCGAUUCUCCGCAUCCGAUUCCUUCUCCCUCCUGCGAGGCCGGCCGUCCACAAGCUCCGGCCUGCUUGUUCUUGGCGCGCUAGCUAGCUAGCUAUUUGGUAGUACGAGCUCGAUCACCGGAGCUAUCUGCCGCAGGCGCUCGAACCAGACGCGGCGCCAUUCCUCGCGUCGCGGAGCCAGGCGUAGGCAGCAUGGGCGCCGGCGCGUCGGACCUCGCGGCACCGGCGGAGGCGCCGGGGUCCGGGCUGGGCGACAUGCCGGAGCUGUGCGCGGCGGAGGUGCUGCUCCGGCUGGGCGCGCCCGACAUAUGCCGGCUCGCGCGGCUCAACCGCGCGUUCCGCAGCGCCGCGGCCGCCGACUUCGUGUGGGAGGCCAAGCUGCCGGAGAACUACGGGUACCUCAUGGGCUUCGUGCGUGGCAGCGGCGGGGAGGACGUGGAAGGGGGUGGGAAGAGGAGCGCCUUGGGGAAGAAGGAGGUCUACGCCAGGCUCGCCAAGGCCGUGCGGUUUGACGACGGCAAAAGGGAAUUCUGGUUGGAGAAGAGCACCGGCAUGGUUUGCAUGGCAUUAUCCUCAAAAUCGUUGGUGAUAACGGGGAUCGAUGACAGGAGAUAUUGGGUUCAUAUGCCAAACACAGAGUCUAGGUUCCAGUCCGUGGCGUACCUGCAGCAAAUCUGGUGGUUCGAGGUGGUCGGGGAGAUCGACUUCCGCUUCCCGGCGGGGACCUACGGCCUCUACUUCAGGCUCCACCUCGGGAAGCCCUCUUCUUCCAGGCACGCCGGCCGCCGCGGCUGCGGCUCCGAGAAGAACGCCGGCAGCGGCAUCCACGGCUGGGACAGGAAGCCCGUGCGGUUCCAGCUGUCGACGUCCGACGGCCAGAACGCCGUGUCGCGGCGCUACCUGGACGACGAGCCGGGGAGCUGGGCCCUGUACCACGCCGGCGACUUCGUGGUGGCCCCCGACACGGAGGAGCACGGUCACGGGCGGCCGGUGAGGGUCAAGUUCUCCAUGGCGCAGAUCGACUGCACCCACACCAAGGGCGGCCUCUGCGUCGACUCCGUGCUCGUGUACCCCAGGGGAUUUCGGACAGAGAGAGUGGUUGAUGCUCAGACGUGACUAGUGAGUGAGUAGUGAGAUUAGUUGUGUGUUUGAUCAUGUUCGUUUUGUAUUGUAAAUAGCUAGAGAAAUAUGUGAAGCAGUAGGUCGCGAGCGUCAGUGCUAGCUUGAGAUUACCGACUGGUUUGAUGUGUUUCCAUAUUGAAGGUGAAGCUCCACAUCCCUACAAAUCAUGGUUGCUCGAAUUUCGUGAACACUUGUCUUAAAUUUCAUGAGCA
This is a messenger RNA of Triticum dicoccoides, 1479 nucleotides long. RefSeq names its product F-box protein PP2-A13-like. The transcript is spliced from 3 exons. Gene Ontology annotation, molecular function: protein binding. NCBI's taxonomy places the organism in Eukaryota, Viridiplantae, Streptophyta, Magnoliopsida, Poales, Poaceae. The coding region runs from base 338 to 1261 and encodes 307 amino acids. The record is from RefSeq and is a predicted model, not a curated record.